Heterocephalus glaber (naked mole-rat) is the source of this 2086-nucleotide messenger RNA. RefSeq names its product aldehyde dehydrogenase 2 family member (gene Aldh2). The record is from RefSeq and is a predicted model, not a curated record. Gene Ontology annotation, molecular function: oxidoreductase activity, acting on the aldehyde or oxo group of donors, NAD or NADP as acceptor. NCBI's taxonomy places the organism in Eukaryota, Metazoa, Chordata, Mammalia, Rodentia, Bathyergidae.
CUCCGCCCGCACCCCGCACUUGCGCCCGCGCCCGCGCCCUCCGCCGCAGCCGGUCCUCCAGCCUUCUUCACAGCAAAAUGUUGCGCGCCGCCGCGGUCGCCGCCGCCGACCUUGGGCCCCGCCUUGGCUGCCGCUUGUUGUCCGUUGGGGCCGCCCAGGCAAUCCCGACCCCCAACCAGCAGCCUGAGGUCUUCUAUAACCAGAUCUUCAUAAACAAUGAAUGGCACGAUGCAGUCAGCAAGAAAACGUUCCCCACAGUCAACCCAUCCACUGGGGAGGUCAUCUGUCAGGUAGCAGAAGGGAACAAGGAAGACGUGGACAAGGCCGUGAAGGCUGCCCGGGCCGCCUUCCAGCUGGGCUCGCCCUGGCGCCGCAUAAAUGCAUCAGAAAGGGGCCGGCUGCUGUACCGCCUGGCUGAUCUCAUCGAGCGGGACCGGACCUAUCUGGCAGCCUUGGAGACCCUGGACAAUGGGAAGCCCUAUGUCAUCUCCUACCUGGUGGACUUGGACAUGGUCUUGAAAUGCAUCCGGUAUUAUGCCGGCUGGGCAGAUAAGUACCAUGGGAAAACCAUUCCAAUUGAUGGAGACUUCUUCAGCUACACUCGCCAUGAGCCCGUGGGGGUGUGUGGGCAGAUCAUUCCGUGGAACUUCCCACUCCUGAUGCAAGCAUGGAAACUGGGCCCAGCCUUGGCGACUGGAAAUGUGGUUGUGAUGAAGGUUGCUGAGCAGACGCCUCUCACUGCACUCUAUGUGGCCAGCCUAAUCAAGGAGGCUGGCUUCCCUCCUGGUGUGGUCAAUAUUGUUCCUGGAUUUGGCCCCACGGCUGGGGCUGCCAUCGCCUCCCAUGAAGACGUGGAUAAAGUGGCAUUCACAGGGUCCACCGAGGUUGGCCAACUCAUCCAGGUGGCUGCGGGGAGCAGCAACCUCAAGAAAGUGACACUGGAGCUGGGGGGAAAGAGCCCCAACAUCAUCAUGUCGGAUGCCGAUAUGGACUGGGCCGUGGAACAGGCCCACUUUGCCCUGUUCUUCAACCAGGGCCAGUGUUGUUGUGCCGGCUCCCGGACCUUUGUGCAGGAGAACGUUUAUGAGGAGUUUGUGGAGCGAAGUGUUGCCCGGGCCAAGGCUCGGGUAGUUGGGAACCCCUUUGACAGCCAGACAGAGCAGGGGCCGCAGGUAGAUGAAACUCAGUUCAAGAAGAUCCUUGGCUACAUAAAAUCCGGGAAGGAAGACGGUGCAAAGCUGCUGUGUGGUGGAGGGGCCGCUGCUGACCGUGGCUAUUUCAUCCAGCCCACUGUGUUUGGAGACGUGCAAGAUGGCAUGACCAUCGCGAAGGAGGAGAUCUUCGGGCCAGUGAUGCAGAUCCUGAAGUUCAAGACCAUCGAGGAAGUUGUUGGGAGAGCCAACAAUUCCAAGUAUGGGCUGGCUGCAGCUGUCUUCACAAAGGACAUAGACAAGGCCAAUUAUGUGUCCCAAGCCCUCCAAGCCGGCACCGUGUGGGUCAAUUGCUACAAUGUGUUUGGGGCCCAGUCCCCCUUUGGUGGUUAUAAGAUGUCUGGGAGUGGCCGGGAGCUGGGGGAGUAUGGCCUGCAAGCGUACACCGAAGUGAAGACCGUCACAGUCAAAGUUCCUCAGAAGAACUCAUAAAGAACCAAGCAAGCUUCCUUCCCCACCUACCUCUGGAAGGUCCAUGGAGAUCAGCAGAGAAGCCAAGAAAAACCACCCUUGUACAUUGAGAGCCUCCCACAAAAUCUCACAGUCAAGAAAUUCAGUUGACACUGAUGGAGAGAAGGGAAUGUGGAAAGCUUUUUGUUUUUGUUUUUUGGUACCGGGGAUUGAAUUUAGGACCUUCCACUUUUGAGGCAGGUGGUGGAACCACUGAGCUAAAUCCCCAGCCCAGUGGAAAACUUUUAAAAACUGCAGUAGUACAACUUGCUGUCAGUGAUUUCUUUAAAAAACAGAUUCGAAUGUCUUACCUCUCUGUAACUUGCUGUGCUAGGGAAGAAAAGGCCACAGUUUACAAUUGUAUUAGCAUUGUAGCACCUGCUUUGUAUUUUGGACUAAAGCCCAUUAAAGACAGCUGCUCUCAA